AAGGGUAUUGUUCCAUGGUUGAAUUGUUCUUCAUUGGCAUCGCAGACAGUUGAAGUUGAAGAAGAAGAAGAAGACGCCGGCGUAUGUUGACUCUUCCUCUCUGACUGCUCUUUCUUCCUCAUCCGCUUCCGUUUGCGUGCCAACUUCCUUCAACUGUCUCUUUCACUCUCCUCUAUUCUUCUUCUUCUUCUUCAUCUCCUUCUACAAUUCAUAUCCUCUCCACAUUUCAUUCUUUUUAUUCUCUCUCUCUUCAUAUACCCACCACUCUUCCCAAUAGGAAUUUUGUUCUUUCUAUUUUGCCCUGUAUUCUCCCCAAAAUCUAAUUCUUUGGAUUCUGUGGUUUCUGCCAUUACCAUUCUUGGAUUCUGCCAUUACUAUUUUAUUAUCUUGAUCUCCAAAUCCCAUUGGAAUCUCCAGAUCUUCUUCUAAAGCUCAGAAAAAUGGGGGAUUCUUCGCAGAGGAUAGGUGGGAGAUUAGGCGAUUCAGGCGCGCUUGAGCUUACUGGGAAAGUCAUGGUGGUAGUAAUCCUAAGCAUUUUCUUUGCCGUAGCUUUUGUGAUCUUGAUCCAUAUUUACACCAGAUGGUUGGGUCGCCGCGCGCCUGACAGCAACGCGCGGCGGCGGCGGCGCCGCUUCGAUUUCGCGGGUGGGUAUCAAGAAGAGGCUCACGCCGCUGUCCUCAGCCGCGGGCUGGACCCGUCGGUGCUGAAAACAAUCCCAGUGGUGAAAUUCAAUCCCGAAGAGUUCAAAGACGGAUUGGAAUGCGCGGUUUGUCUGAGCCACGUCUCGGAAGGGGAGAAGACUCGGCUUUUGCCGAAAUGUAACCAUGGGUUUCACGUGGAUUGCAUUGAUAUGUGGUUUCAUUCCCAUUCCACUUGCCCUCUUUGCCGGAAUCCCGUUUCCAAGCCCGCAGGAGAGAGCUCGGAUUCUUUGCCUAAUUUUCCGGCGAAUGUUCUGUUUUGGGGAGAUGAAACGCGGGUUAGCACUUUGGGUCCUUGCUUGCAGGAGCCUCGGCGAGGGCCCAUUUCUGCGCAACUUCCUUCAUCGUCUUCUUCGGUAUCGUUAGCGGCGGGGAAAGAGUUGGUGAUUGAGAUUCCCAGGGAGAUUGGUGGGGAAGAGGAUGAAGAACACAAGUCUCCGAUGGUUACAAGGAUGAAGUCAUUGAAGAGGCUGUUGAGUAGGGGGAAAAGGGUGACCCCUGGUAGCCCUAGUCCUAGUAGUAAUUUAGAUGUAGAACAGGGUGGGAGAAGCCAAAGCUAGUGUGUCUGUGUGUGUUUCUUGUAUAUAGUUGUACUGGGGAUUGAGGGUGGGUGUUUUAGAGGUAUCCAUAAGUUAUGAUGUUCAUUUAUUGGUUGAUUCUUGUUGCAGAUGAAGGAAAUUGGAGCCUUGUCUCUGCAUAUUUUAUAUGUGAGAUAUCUUAAUCUCAGUAUUAUCUGGAAUGGAUUGUUGAAUCAGUAGUAACCAAGAAACAGGGUACAAGAAUGUUGUACUCUAAUAUUGUUUCUGUGAUAACAUUUUAAAUACAAGUCAUGUUAAAAUUGUUAUGUGUUAAAAGAGUUAAUUCUAGCAAUGGUACUCCGACUUUAUUGAUUUUUUAAAA
Ipomoea triloba (trilobed morning glory) is the source of this 1599-nucleotide messenger RNA. Its product is annotated as RING-H2 finger protein ATL60-like. Bases 441 to 1259 code for a protein of 272 amino acids. The record is from RefSeq and is a predicted model, not a curated record. The transcript has a single exon. Lineage: Eukaryota; Viridiplantae; Streptophyta; Magnoliopsida; Solanales; Convolvulaceae.